Messenger RNA from Ramularia collo-cygni, 324 nucleotides. Its product is annotated as related to NADH2 dehydrogenase (ubiquinone) 14K chain. The coding region runs from base 1 to 324 and encodes 107 amino acids. The record is from RefSeq and is a predicted model, not a curated record. The transcript has 2 exons. Lineage: Eukaryota; Fungi; Ascomycota; Dothideomycetes; Mycosphaerellales; Mycosphaerellaceae.
AUGGUCAACAAGAUUCUGUUCUGGUCAGGCUUCGGCAUGGCUGUGCGAUUCUGGCAGCUCGGCAUUGAAAUGCGACCCUUCUUCCAGCGCGAGAACUGGAUCAUUUACCCCAUAUACGGCAGUCUCGGUGCGUCAUUUGGCUACUGGCUGCAAGGAGUGGAGGAUAAGCAGAUGCGAUAUCUUGGAGAGACACGACAGAGGUUGAUUGAGAAGCGGCAACGGCGUGCGGAGAGGGAGGGUGGAUUGAAUGCUGGUUCCGAUGCGCAGAAGAAUGGAGAUGGGCUAUUCGCAACUCAGGCGGCAAGCGAGAGGGCUUCAGCGUAG